Molecule: messenger RNA, 1170 nt
Organism: Ricinus communis (castor bean)
Lineage: Eukaryota; Viridiplantae; Streptophyta; Magnoliopsida; Malpighiales; Euphorbiaceae
Product: ribosome-inactivating protein gelonin
Exons: 2
Coding region: 55-1050 (331 amino acids)
Biological process (GO): negative regulation of translation
Molecular function (GO): rRNA N-glycosylase activity
Source: RefSeq, a predicted model, not a curated record
AAAAAUAGAAACUGGGGACCUCUCUCCACUAUAAAUUAAAGAGGAUGAUCAUCCAUGCUAAAACCAUCUCUUGCUGUCUUCUUCAGUUGCUCAUUCUUUACCCGUAAAGAAUUUGAAAAAAGCUUCUCAAUGAAAGGAAACAUGAAGGUGUGGCUUCUCUUGGCAACAUGGUUUUACUGCUGGACUGUUGCGUUUGGAUCUCGAUCCGACAGGAUUUUCCCCAUAACAGCAAAUGGUAAUGACAAACUUGGCUACCCAAUGGUGAGCUUGGCCACUGACACCGUCGACGAGGAUGUCUAUUCUGCUUUUCUAAACAACUUACGAAAGCAAUUGGAAAGUGGAACAACAAGCUAUUCGAUACCAGUGCUGCGUGCCCAAGUGGCUCCUAGCAGCGACCAACGGUUUGUUUUGGUUAAGCUUUUUAAUCCAGAACGCUCUACAACAAUGGCAAUAGAUGUCAUCAAUGCAUAUUUGGUUGGCUUUAAAGUGGACGAAACUAAUUCUUAUUACUUUAACGAUAUUGUGAACGAUGUAUAUGAUGCUAAUCCUCUGAAAACAACAAAGAAAACCAAGCUCCCAUUCGGAGGUAGCUAUCCUGCUCUAGAAAAUUCAGGAGCAUUUAGAGAGCAAGUACCGUUGGGAAUUACACAAUUAAAUGAUGCUGUCUUCACAUUGUACAAAUAUGCUACCAGUGCUGCCACGGCAAAUCAAGCUGCUCGGUCUCUUCUAGUUGCUGUCCAAAUGGUCUCAGAGGCUGCGCGAUUCAAGUACAUUGAGCAAGUAUUGGUGGAUAAUUUCUUUUAUCUUGAUACUGAAAGAGGGGACUUAGUCAGUCUUGAGAACAAUUGGAAAGACCUCUCCGAUGCAAUCCAGAAAUCUAGAAGUGGAACUUUUCCCAGAAUAGGAUUGCAAGAUGAAAACUACCAGACCUAUUAUGUGACUACAGUUGCAGAGGUAAGACCCAAGAUGGGACUCUUGUUGUACUACAAACCAACAGUGUUUUCCCCAUACGUUGAAGAACUCAUCAAAAAGUUCUUGCCAAUGCAUUAAUUACUUUGUGUAAACUCUGCGGCAUAUCUACAAAUUAAAAGUGGUCAUCUCUCCCAAUUGUAUGAACCAUAAAGAUCAAUGUACGCAGCUCAAUAAGAAUAAUCUUGUGAACCAUAAUUA